CAGCAUUCGAAUUCCACACGCAAGCAAGGAUGUUGGCAAGAAUCGCGUCGCGCCGCUUUCCAGCACUGUCGUCGUUGACGAGAGCCCGAGUUGUCCUUCCCAUAUCCACUAUGAACUUGUCCACCCCUCGUCAUGGUAGCAUGCAGCCCCAGCCAUCAGUCAUGCGCCACGUCCAGCCUCUUGUCAUCGUCCCAUGCCGUCGAUCUUACUCGUCCAACCAUUUUGACGACUGGCGCCGCAACACGAGUAUGGCAGAUAAAAUCAAGACUGGUGCCAUCGUAGUCGCGGGGGUCGGCGUCUUCGCUUUGGUUUCUUCCGCUGCAUUUGGCAUAUUCAUCACUGGCGCUCUCGGUCUCGGUGCGUACAGCCUGUAUCAGUCGUUUCGCCAUCGCGCCGCAAUUCGAGCCAUGCAACAACCAUUUACAUCGUCGGAUUCUCCGUUUGGGUCUAUCUUUCAACAGCUGGCUCAGCGCCGUCGCGGUGUGUCCAGUGGCAUGCCGCUCGUCGCGCAAGGGUUGAUGGCGAGUCUCGUUCGCAUCUUCGGCGGAUCGUUGAAGCAGUCAUGGAGCCGCAUUGCUUCCGUGCAGACACACGUGAAAGCCACGCUCGAGAAGCAUCCUUCGAUGCGAUCUCAACUCGGGCCCAACUUUUCCGUGGCCAGUCCCGAACAAGUCUCUGAGCAAACUGUGAAUGGCGUUGGCCGCCUGGAUGCCCGGUUUCCUAUCGUCGGCGGCCGCCACCGCGCCUACGUUCUCGUCUCCGCCUCCAUCGACGCAGACUCGAGUCAGCUCACAUACCGCAAGCUCACGUUUGUGAAUAAAUCGACGGGCGAAACACGCGACCUGCUGCAGGACGGCGGCAAGGCGUCGGUUGUGCUAGAUGCCGAGUUUAGGGAAAUGUAACAUGGUGCACGGAACCGAUUGAAUUUCGCUUUCAAACACCAGCAAGCCGUGUGUGAAUUCU
Aphanomyces invadans is the source of this 963-nucleotide messenger RNA. RefSeq lists its product as hypothetical. The coding region runs from base 30 to 902 and encodes 290 amino acids. The record is from RefSeq and is a predicted model, not a curated record. The transcript is spliced from 3 exons. NCBI's taxonomy places the organism in Eukaryota, Oomycota, Saprolegniomycetes, Saprolegniales, Verrucalvaceae.